This is a messenger RNA of Drosophila guanche, 1074 nucleotides long. It is a transcript of the gene Gr39b, whose product is annotated as putative gustatory receptor 39b. Gene Ontology annotation, cellular component: membrane; dendrite; neuronal cell body. The coding region runs from base 1 to 1074 and encodes 357 amino acids. The transcript has 2 exons. The record is from RefSeq and is a predicted model, not a curated record. Lineage: Eukaryota; Metazoa; Arthropoda; Insecta; Diptera; Drosophilidae. Gene Ontology annotation, biological process: sensory perception of taste.
AUGCUGUACCGCCUGCAGUCCUGCCUCAAGUAUUUUGCCUUUCUGGGUCUUGUACCCUGGACGAACAACUGCCGACCAUGUCAGUGUUUUCAACAGAUUUAUUCGCUAUUUUUGAUCAUCAUAAAUCUAAUGAUAUUCUUUGUGGAAAUUGAAAUACCACUAAAAGAUUCGCUGCUGCUGUCGCUGCUGGUCAGCACGAUUGUGUUUGUUGCUAAGAUUGUGUGCAUGACGGUGAUAAUGCUGCAGAUGAUGUGCCGGUACAAAGGAUAUUACAUCCUGUGCAAAGAAUUUAAGCGUCUCAGGGAGCGAUUUGAAGUGCAGCUAAAAAUGGGAGCGUUGGCAUAUCCCCGCGUGCGUUACAUUAAAAUUGUAAUGCUGGGCAUGGCCAGCCUGGGGACACUCGGUUGCCUGAUUUAUACAUCGUUUAUCGCAAGUUUGAUCUACUUUUGGUCCUCGUUUGUGGCCCUCAUCAUCAUUCGACUGCAGUGUGUACUCCUCCUGCUCUAUGUCGACUUAAUGGGUUUCCAUGUGCAACUGCUGGGCAAACGCAUUCAGGAUGUGCUCCACUGUCAUUCGAUGGGUGGUGGAAACUGCAUUCCGGAUGGCAAUUGCAAGCAGCUGUGCUCCCUGGAAUUCCUUCUCGAACUCAAGCAAAGUCAUAUGCAACUCUUUGAGCUUUUUAGUCAUUUUAAUGACUUGUUUGGCUGGUCAAUUUUGAGCAUAUUUGUUGUAAUGUUCAUGGAUGGCACAGUGAAUGUUUACUGGACCCAACAGGUCCUAGCAGGGGUCUAUGGACUUGUGUAUCUUAAUGCUGCAUUCUCAUUUUCUGUGCCCUCACUGGCUCUAAUCUUGGCAUUCUGUAGAUCUGGGGAGUACUGCAAAUGGCAGAACAUGCUCAUUGGCAGCUAUGUUCGUGCCUUGGCCUACAAUCCUUCGCCCCAGCAAGCGAAGGAACCCGCGUACACUGAACUGCUCACAGAAUUUACCAUGCAAGUGGAACACAAUGUAUUGGCCAUUAAUGCCGAGGGUUUUAUGCUCAUUGAUAACUCACUGCUCAUGUCGGUGUGUACCUAG